This is a messenger RNA of Monoraphidium neglectum, 279 nucleotides long. RefSeq lists its product as hypothetical. Bases 1 to 279 code for a protein of 92 amino acids. The transcript has a single exon. NCBI's taxonomy places the organism in Eukaryota, Viridiplantae, Chlorophyta, Chlorophyceae, Sphaeropleales, Selenastraceae. The record is from RefSeq and is a predicted model, not a curated record.
AUGGGGGCGCGCAAGGCGCUGAAGGGGGCGGCCGCCGUAAUCGACGACGCCGCGGCCGCGCUGCGCGACGCGGGCGAGGCGGCGGCGGUCGUGGAUGACGAGGCGGCGGCGCUCGCACGCAUCGCCGCCGAGCGCGAGGCGGCGGCGCGCGCGGCGGCGGCGGCGCGGGCCGAGGCGGCGGCCAAGGCGCGGGCGGAGGCGGAGGCGGCGGCGAAGGCCAAGGCGGAGGCGGCGCAGCAGGUCCCGGCGCGCGUGGUCGGCAGCCCGUGGGACCGCUGA